AUGUAAUAGCUUCAUGACCCAGUUUCGCAUCCUUCUUUCUCCCAUCUCUUCUCUCCAGACUUGAUCGUGUGUUCGAGCUCUCUGUCGUUGACUCAAUUUUCUCGAAGUCAAGACAUUUGUUGUUGUUCUUGUUUUCGGUCUGCCGCCUUGGACCUAGUCGCGCGCUCCAGCUCAAACGAGAUACGAUAACCACCCCCACCUUUUGCACCUUCCGUUCCAACGACAAUCACCUACAACACCACUACCCACAUACCUCAAUUGCGUCAAUCGAUCUUUCGGGCCGAUAUUUUACCUUUAUAACUUUCAAUCGCUAUUACAACAUCAUCGACAGUCUCUACUAUGGCCACCUCUACGCGCCAGCCGUUUGCCGAGCUUGGCUCGUCACGUCUCCAGGUACUUCAGAGCGCGAAGAACAGGCAGAAUGCUCUCACACCAAACUUCGCGUCUCCCCAGGGUCUGAAGUCAAUUCCCACGCCAUCGACGGGUAAGCGCCAGCGCGCACCCGAGAUCUUCGAAGAUGCCGAUUCCGAGAACGUGGACCCGUCCAUCUUCAACAGCCCAACCAAGAAGUCCAAGACGGCCAGCAACAGCGAUGCAGGAUACAUCAAGCCGGCCAACUUCUCCAUCUUCACUUCGCCUGUCAAGCCCAGUGCCAGCAGCCUCAAUGCGACGCCUUCCGUCCCGUCUGUGCGCAAAGCACUCUCGUCACCCAACACUGCCAAGUCAACGCCCAUCUCCACCAGCCGCGGCUCGCCCAAGAACAAGCGUCUCCAUGCCAUUUCAAAGCGUCGCGCAUCCAGCUCGCCCUUCCGACGCGUGGACCCCCCAUCCUUCACGCAGAGCAGCCCCAGCCUACCCUUCUCCAUCGACGCAGCCCUGAGCGGUUCCAUUUCAACCUACACACCCAAGGCCCCCACCGUAGCCGCCACGCCUGUUUCAGCACCCGCCCCGCAGACCCCCGUCCUCGAUGACAGCAUGCCCAAGAGCUGGUUCUUCGAGAUCCACGAAGACACGCCCGAGCAGGAAGCUGCAAACCUCAUGGAGCACUCAGCAUCUGUCCUCGACAUUUCAUCCGACGAUGACGCAGCCACCAAGGCCAGCAACGAGGACCGCGGCAAGGAGAACGUCCCACCUCCAGACUUCCUCGCUGCGCAUCCCCGCAAGCGCAACCACGCCUCCUCAUUCGACGAUGGCUACGAGACUGAUAUCCUCGCCGAUCUGCCUGUCAAGCAACCUCGUCUGCGCAAGUUUGUCCAAGAUGCUAUGGAUGAGGACCGUAGGCCACUGGGUGACCUUGCACCGAGUGAAUUCUAUGCCGAAGGCUGUGACGCUACCUCGUACGUCACUGUCGAUGCUGGGAUCGACAAGCCCUCGGGCCUGUCCAAGGUGUUCGACGCUAGCUGUGUGACGCCAGAGAAGAAGAAGAGUGUUGUUGUUGAAGAAGUUCCUGCUGUCGUUGAAAAAGAGACAACAACAGUAGCCGAAGAGGUCGUUGCUGCUCCUGCUGUCGACGUACUUGCUGCCGAGACCGUCGUUGAGAUUUCAUCACAGACAUGCGAGGUACCUGCCGUCGCCAUAUGAGCAACGCUUACGUUUGUUACUCUUCUUCUCCACACAUUUUUUGGAUAACCUCAUUGGCGUUCGGAUCUCUUCAAGGCGUUGUCGUAAGCUUGUCACGAUGUCCACUGUUUAUGGCCAUGUCUACGCUUAGUCACGUAUAUAUGAUUGAUAUGGGCGUUUUGGGUUGGCUAGUACUUGUCUUAUGAUACCUUUUACUGCAAGCGCAGGACUGUCUUGCUUGAUUAAUACGAAAUACUUUCACUUUAAACC
Messenger RNA from Alternaria rosae, 1830 nucleotides. RefSeq lists its product as uncharacterized. The record is from RefSeq and is a predicted model, not a curated record. NCBI's taxonomy places the organism in Eukaryota, Fungi, Ascomycota, Dothideomycetes, Pleosporales, Pleosporaceae. The coding region runs from base 340 to 1581 and encodes 413 amino acids. The transcript is spliced from 2 exons.